AUGUCGAAAUUUGACAAUAAAGCAUUAAAGGUGAUGUUCUGUGGUGAUCUACCGAUAAACGAUCUGUUUCCGCUAGAAAGUUUAAAAUGUGUAUACAUUAUUACAGACGCCGUUCAACGUUUCGUCGAAUUGCCGACGUACACUGAGGUGAAUCCGGGUGAAGACGCAUUACUUACAUGUCGGAUAUCAGAUAAGAAAGGCGUCUGCUCCUGGCAGAAGGAUAAUAAGCCUGUUGGCAUCUAUCGUGGAAAGUAUGAAUGGGCGAAUGAGAAUAGUCCUAUGGGGGGUGACUGUUCACUGUGGGUGAGAGCGGCGACUUUGCAACUGGAUGAUGGACAAUGGCAGUGUCAGGUUACAGCCAGCAACUAUGAUGUACAGGAUGCUUUAUCAAGUCCACCAGCGGCUCUCGCAGUCAGAGUUCCACCACAGACUCCAAGGAUUCUGUAUAAUAGCUCUCACAUCAUGCCAGGACAGAAUAUCACCGUUCCUGCAGGAGGUAGAGCAACGGUCGUAUGUGAAGCUAGAUACGGCAACCCGCCCGCUUAUAUAGAAUGGUAUUUGGAGAAGGAACGCCUAACGGCUUGGAGUCAAACCAAUUCUUCGGAGGUGGAGCGGCCCAGGGUGUGGGCUGCAAGAUCUGUUCUGGAGCUUGGAGCUACACGGUCAGCUCACGGCAGACAGCUGGCUUGUCGGGCACAUCAUCCUUCAUACCCGUCCCCGUACUAUAGAGACUCUUACACCAUGUUGGAUGUUACUUUCGUCCCCGAAGUAUCAAUCGUUGGAGCUGACUCGAGUUCUCUCACGAGUCUAGAGGAGGGUUCAAGUGCUCUGACUCUCGAAUGCCGAGCGGACGGUAAUCCUAGCCCUUAUGUGUGGUGGACUAAGGACGGUCAGGUCAUAGCUACGAACGGUCACAAGCUGAUAAGGGCACCUGUAUCCAGAAACGAUUCUGGUAUCUACGGAUGUCAAGCGAGAAAUUCAUUGGGUACAUCGGAUUCGGUCAAAAUAGAAAUUGAUGUGAAAUUCUCUCCUCGAGUAACCUGGAUAGGACCAGACACGGUGGUGGAAGCGAACUUGUUCUCAGAAGUAACCCUGGAGUGUAAGGCUGAAGGAAACCCACCACCCUCCUACCAGUGGUAUCAUAAUCCAAACCUGUCAUCAAUGAGCGGUCACCUAGAUGAUGGAUAUCCGAUAUCAUCAACACCACAGCUGUUGCUCCACAACGUCUCUUAUACACAACACGGACGGUACACUUGUAUAGCUACCAAUCAUAUUGGACUUGAAGAAAGGAGUCACCAAUCGGAGGCAAUCACAUUGAACGUGCUUGGACCACCGGUUGGUGCUGAGACAGGUGUGUCGCACGCGUGGUCCGGGGGCGAGGCUCGUGUUCAAGCCGCUGUAUGCGCCGACCCACCACCAAGAAGAGCCGCCUGGCUGUGGGGAAGUCUUAGAUUAGACGUGCCAUCACAUGUUGGUCGUUACAAAGCCCUGGAACCUAGCGACGUAGAUGGCUGCUAUCGCUACACUCUGUUAGUCAGCGGCACUGGUGCAGCAGACGCAAGAGUUUACGUGCUGCAUGUUGAAAACGAAAGAGGAUUCUCCUCACACUCUGUGUCGCUUACUGUACACGAUAAUUUUUCGCUAACAGAGACAGCGCACGUGGCCCCGCUGAUCGCCGCAGCGCUGCUUGUUGCUGCUCUACUUGUGCUGGUGCUGUGUUUGCUGAUUCGCUGCCGUCGGAGAAGAGAGAGCGUCGAAUAUAAGACUGAUGACUUAGAUAGCGAGAAGACCGUCCUGCCAGCUGAUGCUGUGUACUCCCCCCGCGACCCUCCCCGCGCGCCCCCUCCCCGGGACCGGGUGCCGGCGGGCGGUGCGGGGGGUGCGGGGGGCCGGUACUCCCCCGGCGCGCUUCAGGUUCGCCGGGCAGCGGUGGUGCUGCAGCCUCCCACCACCGCAGCGUUGUCGUCGUUGGAACGAGAAGCCAAAGAAAAUGUUUAUGCGAUACUCGAUCCGCAUAUACAAUACGACUUAACUAUAAAUAAUCACGGGGAACCGCCUAAGUACUUAUCGCUAUCAAAGCCUCUAACUCACCAAAGAAAGCACGCUUCCGAACAGCAAAAUAUUAAUGAUAUUAAUUACAAUAAAUUUAUAGACAAUAGAUUUACCACUUUUAAAAAUGAUCAUAAAAUAAGAAAAUCAAAUAGAAGUAAACGCAACAAUGAUAGAAGCUUUGUAAGCAAUAGUAACAAAGAUGUCAAAUAUUCUAUCGAUCCCCAAUUUGGAAUGAUUAGAGAUGGAAAUAAAGAUGUGUUCAACGCACAAUGUAGUAGAAACAAUACACCUAUUAGUUAUAUUAAUAAGGGAAGAAUGUAUGAGAGAAGUUCUGGAAGGAGUAAUAUAAGAAAAAAUUAUGAAAAAGAUGUUGAUAUGAUCAAGAUAGAUGUUAAAAGAACUUCAAAUAGAAGAAAAAUAAAAGACAUAGAUGUACAGAAGCAGAGAAUUCAAGAAAAUGAAAAGGAAUUUUCAUUUGAAGACUUGCAAGUUGAGCAUAAAGUACAAGUCAAUACUGAAGACGAUUCUAUGCCAAAGCCGGGUAAAGUGAAAGAAAUCGCAUCAAGAUUUAAUAGGAGCGCGGAAAAUAUUGAAAGACCUGUGAAUGUGAAAGUGAAUAGACCAAAGAACGUACAAAGUUUUGAUCAAGGUUACUUGGAUCACGUUUUUCCAGACGCUGUAGAAAUUUAG
Danaus chrysippus (African queen) is the source of this 2742-nucleotide messenger RNA. The record is from the annotation of a GenBank genome assembly. Lineage: Eukaryota; Metazoa; Arthropoda; Insecta; Lepidoptera; Nymphalidae.